This is a messenger RNA of Prorocentrum cordatum, 292 nucleotides long. Lineage: Eukaryota; Dinophyceae; Prorocentrales; Prorocentraceae. The record is from the annotation of a GenBank genome assembly.
GUCGUGACCGACUUCGUGCACUCCCUGCCAGCGCACGGGCGGCAACUGGCUGGCGCGCGCGUCCCGCCAGUCUCGGUUGGCCCGACUGUGCAGCGCAAAUCAGUCGACGUCUUGGUCUCGACUGGACACCUGGCUGGCCUAGAGGUCGCCUCCGAGAAGCAGCUCGUGGCCCGUAUCAAACGGCUAGGGGGCCAGAGCAGGAAGGUAAUGUGGUGGCCUGGCGCGAGUCCCCUGAGCGACUUCCUCGCCGAGUGUGAGCAGGGCAUUGCGUUGCAGUCGCCUGCUCUGGCCG